CGUUAUCAAUUAUCUACAAACAAGUUUAAUCACAGAUAAUUCCACAACUGCGCCUCAAUUUUCAACAGAAGGGGAAAUUUCAGCAGGAAUUUAAGCGCAAGUCGGCGAAUGUAGCACAAGUUGCAUACAUGAACCGCACGAAUGGUCACAAAUGAGGGGCUCAAAUAAGUAUUAUUAUUUUGUUUAAACAUUUCGCGUCGCAUUACGAUUCCACGGCGAUCUUCAAGUAUUCUCUUCGCCCUCCUCGACUGUGAUUAUGUCCCUCACAAUUCUACUCGCGUCUGCAAGAAGCACGCUUAGAUAUUCCUGCACGGUUGCCGCACAAAGAUGGUGCUCCACCAAAGAUAAAGACACGAAUCACCAUCAUGAAGAAGAAGAUGCCUAUGAGGAGGAGAUCCGCGAUAAGAUUCUCGCUGCUUCCUUGCCGUAUGUGAAAGAGUUGGGCUGGUCGAAGGAGGCGAUAGCUGCAGGAGCCUGCGAAGUUGGUUAUCCUGGUGUCACGCAUGGCAUGUUCACACGCGGCGGUGGAGAUCUAGUCUUAUACUUCCAGAAGUCAUCAAAUUUAAAACUCGUGGAUUUCAUGAAAGAUUUUCAAUGUCGUCAUGAGGAAAAAAGCGUCCCGCCAGCGGAAUUCGUUGAAAUCGCGUGUAAAGAACGUUUGUCAAUGACAAUACCCUAUCUUGCAAGAUGGCCGCAGGCGAUUGCCAUUAUGACGUUACCACCGAAUGUCCCGCAGGCCCUGGCGACACUAUUAACAAUGGUUGAUGAUAUUUGUUAUCAUGCAGGCGAUCGCUCUGUUGAUUUUACGUGGUAUGCAAGGCGAAUAGCAGUCGCAGGAGUGUACAAAGCAAGUGAAUUGUACCUGAUGCAAGAUAAAUCACCAGAAUACCGCGAUACAUGGAAAUUCCUCAAUCGCCGCCUAACGGAAGCAGUGCAACUGAAUGAUCUAAUCAACAGUAAGCGUGAUGGGCCCAAUAUGGCUGGUAAAGACACGAUUUCCGCGGCGUUUACAACAGCGCGAAAUAUUCUCGGUUUAAACAAAACUUAACUCUAGUACAAAAUAAGCUAACCGUAGUUCGGUUUAAGUUAAUCUAGACCAAUUUGUUACACAUAUAAAUGUUUUGUUAAAAA
Messenger RNA from Dalotia coriaria, 1131 nucleotides. RefSeq names its product ubiquinone biosynthesis protein COQ9, mitochondrial (gene Coq9). The record is from RefSeq and is a predicted model, not a curated record. The transcript has 4 exons. Gene Ontology annotation, molecular function: lipid binding. Gene Ontology annotation, cellular component: mitochondrial inner membrane. Gene Ontology annotation, biological process: ubiquinone biosynthetic process. NCBI's taxonomy places the organism in Eukaryota, Metazoa, Arthropoda, Insecta, Coleoptera, Staphylinidae. Bases 257 to 1048 code for a protein of 263 amino acids.